UUGUAGUGGAUAGCGGUUGUUGUUCAUGAGUGUUCGAGGGAAGGGAUUAUCUUAAUGCUUUCUAAUGAGCGCUAAGUGUUUUGUUCGUUAAUGCUGCGCACACACCAGGAGUCGCUUGAUAACCUCAAGAGUGAACACAAAAGUGAGAACGUGCUAAACCCAGAGAAGCACCAUAUGAAGGUGCUACAGAAAGAUGAUCCGUAUGCUAACAUGUCGAACACGAGUGGAGAUCCCGGCAAACUGGUUAUUCACAACAUAACACAGAAGGAUGCUGGCUGGUACACCUGCCUCGUCGGCAACUCGAUAGGGAUUGUCCAUCAGAGUGCGUGGCUCGACGUACUAGAACCCGAGCCACCCGUCGUCGCCGUAGUCAAGCAGGAGAGUCCGCGGAUGAAGAUCUGGAUCAGUGUGAUCGCGUGCGGCUGCAUUGUGGCACUGUCCUUCCUCUUUGGCAUCGUCAUGUGUCUGUACCGGCAGCAGCAGCGCAAGGCUGCGGCGGUGAUCGCUGUCACUGCCCUCACGGCGAACAACUCGUUCUGCAAGAAGAAAGUCAUCCUCGAGAGACAGGACUCGAAUAGUUCACACAACUCGAUGGCCCCACUGGUCAAGAUAGAGAGGAAUCGUCUGUCGUCGGAACUGACCACGGUCACAGAAUAUGAGCUGCCUCUAGACCCAGAUUGGGAAUUCGCACGAGAAAGCUUGAUAAUGGGAAAGGCGCUUGGACAGGGAGCGUUUGGACAGGUCGUGAAAGCUGAUGCACUUGGAGUGAAUGCUGACGAUGACGUUACCGUCGUUGCCGUGAAGAUGCUGAAAGAGGACGCCACCGAUCGCGAACUUGCCGACCUUGUCUCCGAGAUGGAGGUGAUGAAGAUGAUCGGAAAACAUACAAAUAUCAUUAACUUGAUUGGCUGCUGCACACAGAAUGGUCCGCUGUACGUGAUCAUGGAGUACUGUUCGUACGGCAACCUGAGAGACUACCUGCGUGAUCGGCGCCCCACGUCCGGAUACGAGCGACCGAUCGGCGAGGAUCGCAUCAGCGACACACUGCUGCGCAAGGACCUCAUCUCGUUCGCGUACCAGGUCGCGCGCGGCAUGGAGUAUCUCUCCUCAAAGCGGUGCAUACACCGUGAUUUGGCAGCAAGAAAUGUACUGGUGGCUGAUGACAACAUCGUGAAAAUUGCAGAUUUCGGUCUGGCCAGAGACGUCACCAACAUCGACUAUUACAGGAAAACGACAGACGGUCGACUGCCUGUGAAGUGGAUGGCACCGGAAGCUCUGUUCGACCGCGUGUACACGACACAGAGCGACGUGUGGGCGUACGGCAUCCUCCUGUGGGAGAUCGUCACUCUCGGAGGUUCGCCGUACCCGUCCGUUCCCGUCGAGAGGCUGUUUCAGCUGCUGAAGCAGGGACACCGGAUGGAGAAGCCGCCGAACUGCUCUCUCGAGCUGUACAUGAUCAUGCGCGAGUGCUGGCAGACGGAGCCCCACCAGCGGCCAACGUUCCGCGAGCUCGUCGAAGACCUUGAGCGCAUUCUCUCGCUGUCGACGACGCAGGAGUACCUUGACCUAAGUUCACCACCCGUUAGCCAGUCAGAGUCAGACGGUCAGCUGUCCUCAUUGAGCAGUGUGGAAUCAACUGUAUAGCUCUGAGCUAUGUAGACCUUCAUGUGUGACCUUCACCUAUGACCUUCAUGUUGACCGUCACCUGUGACCUUCACGUGGGACCUUUGCAUGUGACACUCACGCGUGACCUCUAUGUGUGACCUUCACCUAUGACCCUUGUGUGGGACCUUCACGCUCCAGACGGGCCAUGAUGGGAACGCGUGGGUAGGCUCUGCUGGCUGAAGCCUCAUCGAUAGGGCACAGCGCUGCCGGCUGGAUGCUGUGUGCAUGAGUGCGCCACCAAUGGAAAACACGUCUGCAAGCAGAAAUCUACCUAAAGCUGUUGAUCGGCUGUCGUGUUCUCACGGACUUGCUGCGCGCCAGUAAGAGUCGUCUAUUUAUUAUACUUAAUCAGUGCUGUGAUCACGUGGGAAAGACUGUUCCCGACUACAGACAGAAUGCGGUGCCACGUCCAUAUCUCGUCAAGCACUGACCCAGCCCAUCACGCGGUGGCACUUGCUAUAUCAGCAUUGUGACGAGCACACAGUUUAAAAGCACAGGUAGAAUGAGGAGAGGAAUACGGAGGGAGAGGAGGCCUUCGUUUUGCCGCAAAGUAAGGCCACUGCUGUUUUGACAGGCCCACCGAUGUUGCAACUAAAAGGGUGCCAGCUACAACCCUUGAUUUAAGCUUUUACUUUCAUGUAUAUCGGAGGCUCAGUAUUAUCAGCGAUAGCAUGGAGGUGCAUGCAAAGUGACAGCUGUUUAUUCUGUUAUAAAGUGGGGGAAGUAAGUGUCUAAGUUAUCCUACUUUUUAAUUGCGUAUUAUCUGACUGCCAAAGCGUACAGAUGUUCAAGCACUGGUUGUUAGGUUGUUUUAUUUUCACAUGUAUCUGUGUAUGUAUAUAUAUAUAAUAUAUAUAUAUAUAUAUAUAUAUAUAUAUAUAUAUAUUAUAUAUAUGUUGUAUAUCUUGUCUUGGGGUCAUCAUCAGAGUAUUAAGCCUGGAUUCUAAAACAGAACCGAUUGUUAAUCGAAUGACUUAAAAUUCGGCCGAGAUAUCUCUCCUGGUCAACGAUAUCGACAAGAUAGUGGCCAUUCUUUCAUAUACCCUAUUGCUAUAAAUUCUGUGAUUCUGUGACUGCGUAAUAAUGCCAAAACACUGUGUCACAGUGUUUUGGCAUUAUUACGCAGCCACAGAAUUUUGCAAGUUUUCAGCAAAGUUUGCACAGUUAACUAGCAAGAGUGCUGUCAUACGUAGCAAUUGUAUUGCUAAUAUAGCGUAGAAGUCCUAUAAAUGCGGUAUAAGAAACAUGUCCAUUCUCUUGUCGACUGAAAACUUGCCAAAGAUAAGCAUUCUGGCUGAUUUAGAUCUCUGGACGAAAUUAUGGCAUGGUAAGCUUGUGAUACCAACUCCUACUAUAUAAGCGCAUGCUAAGAAAUGCACGCGCGUUCGAGACAUUUCGGCAAGUAUGCAUACCGAUUGGACAUCAUGUAAAGAACAUAUUGGCCGAAAAAAAUUGUGUAAUAGUAAAACAGCGUAUAGGGAGGGAUACUUGUGUUAGUUUUUAUGGACCCAGUUCGUUGACUCUUUAGCUAUUGCCCGUGCGACAGCUUGUGGAGGACAAAUGCGACCAAGGCAGGAGGAUGUGUUUUGUACACAAGGUUGUCACGUGAUGGAGCCACUGAUCGUAUGUCGGCUGCUGGCCAUCAUACUGAUGGCUGUAUGGGCGGUUGACUAACUGAGUGAUGCUGUUCCUGAAAAGCGAAUCGGCGGCAUUUAAGUGUACUGUCUUUUCUCUAUUUUAGUAUGACAUGAAUGACACGUAUGGCUUAAUGCAGAUGGUUUAGUUGUGUUCCGAAUAUUGCAUUUUGUACCUCAUUUCGAUGCAGCACACUAUUGUUAUAUUUUGUAAAAUAUCGGACCGAAACUGUUCAACAAACAGGGUAGUUUCAUAGAUUAUUUUAGCUUCUUUUUUGUAAAGUAUUAGAUAAGUAUAGUUUUAUAUAUAUAAUUGUACAUUAGCUGUUUUCAUGUGAAUCACCGCCACCCCCGUGUUUUAUUUCGUAUGUAUUCUCUUGUAUAUAUAUAUAUAUACCUGCCUGAUUUUAGGGCAGAGGGAGCAACUCUCCUGUUGCUGUGAAUGUGCUCUUCUAUGUCUAUAACGCGGGCUGUCGUUUGAAGAAGACACUCUUGUGUGUGGGUGACUUGCGUUCGGAAGAACCAAACCGAGUUUGUACAGUUUCUAUGUUCAGAGUUCGCACUGGCGGCAUACAGCGGAUGUGUGUGCCGGUACUUAUUAACGACGUGGGCACGCGCGUCUGUUAUCUUAUUUAAUUAUGCAGAAAUCGGGUACACAGUGCAGUUGUUCGCGUCAAACGCUAUAGACAACCGGCGUUUCCCUUCGUUGUUACUGUUAAAUAACCAAAAAAAUGCGUCUGGCGGCCGCCAGGCGUGUGGGACCUGCUUCCCGAAACUUUAUCGUCUGUGAGAGACGUGUUCAUGUCCACUGCGACGCAUCGCUGGUAAUCAUUUUGUUACUUAAAUUAAUUAAUCAAUUAGUUAAUAUGGUAAUCGUUUGCAUUGCGGUGCGUCAAUUGUAAGAUUUACGGAAAAAGAUGACGAGCUGCCUGUAAAUUCCGCUUUGCUUUGUGUUUCGUGUUAUAGUAGAAGAGAGAUCGAGAGAGAUGAAUAAUAAUAUAAUUUCCAUAACUAUAAUAGCUAUUUAUUUGAGUUAACUUAACAGCAGUCUUUAUUGAUAAUGAGGGACAAGGGGGGGGGGGGUGCCAGUGCGAGUCCUCCCACUCACAGGCACUUGGGACAGAGUCAGUAAAAACUGAAAA
Messenger RNA from Priapulus caudatus, 4441 nucleotides. Its product is annotated as fibroblast growth factor receptor 3-like. The record is from RefSeq and is a predicted model, not a curated record. Bases 91 to 1644 code for a protein of 517 amino acids. Gene Ontology annotation, biological process: multicellular organism development; cell surface receptor protein tyrosine kinase signaling pathway; positive regulation of kinase activity. The transcript has 13 exons. Gene Ontology annotation, cellular component: signaling receptor complex. Gene Ontology annotation, molecular function: transmembrane receptor protein tyrosine kinase activity; ATP binding. NCBI's taxonomy places the organism in Eukaryota, Metazoa, Priapulida, Priapulimorpha, Priapulimorphida, Priapulidae.